This is a messenger RNA of Parastagonospora nodorum SN15, 1505 nucleotides long. RefSeq lists its product as hypothetical. NCBI's taxonomy places the organism in Eukaryota, Fungi, Ascomycota, Dothideomycetes, Pleosporales, Phaeosphaeriaceae. The transcript is spliced from 2 exons. Bases 1 to 1461 code for a protein of 486 amino acids. The record is from RefSeq and is a predicted model, not a curated record. Gene Ontology annotation, cellular component: fungal-type vacuole membrane. Gene Ontology annotation, biological process: macroautophagy.
AUGCGCUUCUCACGCAUUGUCCCCCUUCUGCCUUUGGCAUCCGCCCUUGUCAUCACUGAGGCAGAGGUAUUCCAGAAUAUCGAGAAGUCCGAACGGUCAAUUCUCGACAAGGCCCAAAAUGUCCUUGACGGUGCUUUCGACAAGGUACACGAUGUUUACGACAAGGUCAAGGACGAGGCAAAGAACGUCUACAGCAAAGUCCACGAUGCUGGAUGUGAUGUAGAUGCAUGGCUACAGGGAUCAUCGUUCGACGACGAUGUGGUCGACUUCGAGGAGGGCCAUGAUCACCCACACCACCCUCCUCCUCCUCCGCACCAUGACAAGCCACCACACCACGGCAAGCCUCAUCACCCACCACACGACGGUGAUGACAAGCCCAAUCGUACCGUCUACGAACUCAUCAACGAGAGCAAGUACACCACCAAGCUUGCAAAGCUCAUCAACGAGUACGACGACCUAGUACAGCUUCUCAACGGCACCAAGGCGAACUACACCGUCUUCGCCCCUACCGAUGAGGCCUUUGAGAAGAUCCCCGACCACGGCAAGAAGCCUUCCAAGGAGAUCCUCAAGGCCAUUCUCCAAUACCACGUCUCCGACGACUUCUACCCAGCAGGCCGUGUGCUCCACAGCUACACCAUCCCCACGCUCUACUCGCCCGAGCACAACCUCGGCCACGCGCAGCGCCUAACCGUACGCGUCACCCUCAAAGGUCCCGCCAUCAACUUCUACAGCCGUCUCGUGGCCGUCAACAUCUUCGGCACCAACGGCGUCGUCCACGGCGUCGACUCCCUCCUCGUACCCCCACCAAACGUCGCCUCCAUCAUCGACCUGCUGCCCGGCGAGUUCAGCACGUUGGAGCUGGGUCUCGGCAAGACAGGCCUGUUUGACAAGCUCAACAGCACCAAGUAUGAACAUGAGGGCGGCACGCUGUUCGCGCCGAGCAACUUUGCGUUCCAGAAGCUUGGGCCGAGGAUCAAUGCUUUCUUGUUCAGCAAAUAUGGCGAGAAGUACCUCCGCGCGCUGCUCGAGUACCACAUGGUAGUCGAUCAAACGCUGUACACGGACGCUUUCUACGACGGGAAGAAGGGCGGCGAUGAUGAGGAUGCGGCUGGUGGCCCGCCGUACUACCACUACGACUUGGAGACGGUGCUGAGUGGCAAGUACCUCGCGGUUGAUGUAGCGCGGUACGGACCGUUUGUUACUAUCAGGAUCAAUGGCUUUUCGAGGGUCACGGUGCAUGAUGGCGUCGCGAGCGAUGGUGUCAUCCAGGUCGUCUCGGAUGUGCUUGUGCCGCCCAAGAACGCUGCUGGUGAGCAGGUGUACUGGAAGGGCGAGGAGAUGAGUGUUGAGGAGCUCAAGGAGAGGUUGCAGCCAUUCGUUGACGAGCAGGCUGAGUUGUAUAGUAGGAUGAGUGCUGCAUUGUUGGAUUUGGAUUUGAAGGAAAAGCAAGCUGGAUAUUGAGGACCUGUUACGAUCUCUACUAGCAAUGACACAUGAUUCAAUCG